Messenger RNA from Nelumbo nucifera (sacred lotus), 1071 nucleotides. The record is from RefSeq and is a predicted model, not a curated record. NCBI's taxonomy places the organism in Eukaryota, Viridiplantae, Streptophyta, Magnoliopsida, Proteales, Nelumbonaceae.
CUGGUUAGAUACCAUCAAAACGGACUAAUGGGCAAAAUCAAAUACAAUCCCAUUUGCUUUGUAUACCGUACACAUCCACAGAUUGAUUUCCUAUUUUCAUGUUUGAUAUCUCUCAUGCUUGCAGUUUUUCCCGUCGCCCCACCUCAUUCCAAACCUUGGGACCCAGCACACACAAACCAAGAUAGCAUGUGGAAAUGUAAUGGCUGCGGCAGCUCGGGAUUAUAUAAAAGAAUCCUACAGGAGUUGCUAGCUCAAAAAAAAAAAAAUCUUCUGCAACCAAUCAAGAGGAUUCAGAGUUGGAAAUUUUGCAUGCAGACAGGAUUACCACCUUCAAGGACUUGCGACAGAGAAUACAAAGAGAUAUCUGACGGGGAUGUUUUGGGUGAAGAAGCUUCACGGAGUGAGAAGCCAUUUGUCACUUCUAUCAUCAGGAAUUCUACCCUUGCAAGUAUGUUUUUAUUCAUGUUUAGUAACGAAUAAGCUAUUUGAUUGUAAUUUUAUGGGAUUGUUUUGAUGAUAUCUAGAAUAAAUGGUUAAACGUUUGAAAGCACUUGUACAGGUGCAUAUCAAUACCAAGUUAAUCAAGCUAGACGCUGAGUCUAGUAUACAUGAUCUUGUUUCUUCCUCCCACCAUGAAUGAAGGGGUUGCUCACUCAUGGUUGAGCUAAUGUUUCAUCUUGACAUUCCUCUCAACCCUCUGUUUUAACUCUUUUAGCUACCUGAUUGUGGGGUUCAAUGUAAACUUAUACAAGUACCAAAACAAAAUAGAAAAGAAAAAGAAGGGAUGAACUACUAACUCAGAUCAGAGAGACAAUUGAAAUGCUUGAAUAUAUAGUUCAGGUGAGAUUCUUCUCAUUUAUUCAAAUUUGUCUACACCUCUAAUAACAGCAUUUACAACAGGCAGGCCCACAUGGGAUAUAGCCCAGCAUAGAGUUGGGAGUUGGAAUCCAUGCCUAAAGAAUUGCGGUGUUACAAAUUGCUGUCUUAAUAAGUUUAGGCAUAUUGGAUUAUUUAUUUAUCUAUUUUGCAAAACCUUAAUUCAAAUUACAAAUUACAACAUUUUCUUUCAGA